This is a messenger RNA of Theobroma cacao (cacao), 1069 nucleotides long. Its product is annotated as F-box/RNI-like superfamily protein. Gene Ontology annotation, biological process: SCF-dependent proteasomal ubiquitin-dependent protein catabolic process. The record is from RefSeq and is a predicted model, not a curated record. Gene Ontology annotation, molecular function: protein binding. Gene Ontology annotation, cellular component: SCF ubiquitin ligase complex. Lineage: Eukaryota; Viridiplantae; Streptophyta; Magnoliopsida; Malvales; Malvaceae.
GAAGUUGAAUCCAAAGCCUGAGAUUCUGAAAUUGAAUUUAAUAAAAUAUUACUACCCAUUACUUUGAUUCAUGAAAUAAUGACAAAACAGUGACCACAUCCUUCUUUGCUUGUAUAAAAGUACCGUAACUUUCAACGACCUUUGCUGAGGUUCCCUCUUACGUGCCUACGAAACUCCGAACCUCUCAAGAAACUCUCUGUUUUUCUUUCCUCUCUCUGUGUCUUGGGAAAGACUAUGGAGGAAGAGGCAGAGAUUGAUCGGUUACCGAUAGACCUGUUGGCUCAUAUAUUGGUGAUGAUCACUUCUUUCACGGAUUUAGCCCAGGCAAGUGGGGUUUGUAGGAAAUGGAAACAAGGGGUGAAACAGGCCCUGGCUAGAAGAAAGACGCUGAGUUUUGCUGGUUGUAAGAUGGAUGAUGACUCCACUGCUCGUCUCGUGCGUCAUGCCUAUAGCCUCAAAGAACUCGACAUUUCAAGGAGCCGCUGGGGUUGCCAAAUUACUGACAAUGGACUGUACAAAAUAUCUCUGGCAAAGUGUGUCAGCAAUUUAACAUCUAUUUCCCUUUGGGGUAUGACAGGGAUCACUGACAAAGGUGUUGUUCAAUUGAUAACAAGUGCCAAUUCCUUGCAACACCUGAACGUUGGUGGUACAUUUAUCACUGAUGAAUCCUUGUCUGCCAUUGCAGAUAGCUGUCCACGUUUGAACAGCAUUGUCCUAUGGAGUUGCCGUCAUGUCACAGAAAAUGGGCUGAUUGUUCUUGUAAGUAAAUGCCGCAAACUAGAGUCCAUCAAUGUAUGGGGGACAAGAGUUCCUCUAGACUGCUUCAUUGGUUUGCUGACAAUCAGUCCAGCUCUUAAGAUAAAACCAUAAGGUUUGCCAUUAAACGUCGGAGGCGUGGUUGCCAUGUUACCUGUUGUAUAAAGGUGCUCGUUCUUGUGAUUGCUUUUCCAAAUGCUGGGUGUACAUAUCAUUCUUCUGGGUAUUUCAAUUAUUAUUAUAUGAAUUUGUUGAUUCAAAUAAAGUGAUGUCGCCUUCAAAGUCUUAUCAAUAUGAAAAGUCUUCGGGUGAA